Lecanosticta acicola is the source of this 819-nucleotide messenger RNA. The record is from the annotation of a GenBank genome assembly. NCBI's taxonomy places the organism in Eukaryota, Fungi, Ascomycota, Dothideomycetes, Mycosphaerellales, Mycosphaerellaceae.
AUGGCCGAGCUUGGCAGAUUCGGCACCGAUAAGCUGAUUGGUAUUCCUGUGGAAGCCGACGACAAAGAGGCGAUCGUCGAGAUCGACGCACCAGAAGCUGCUGCAGGGAACGUUGAAGGGGAUACGCUCGAUGGCGGGCGAGCGGACGAUGGCGUGUUCUGUACAAGUGAUGCGGUCGGGACUUUGGGGGGAACGGCUGAGCUUGGCAGACUCAGCAGCGAUACGCUGGUUGAUAUUAUUCCCGUGGAAAUCGACGACAAAGAGGCGAUCGUUGAGGUAGACGCACCAGAAGCUGCGCCAGAGAACGCUGAAGGGGAUACCCGCGACGUCGGGCCAAUGAAUGUCGGGCCAAUGGACAGCGAAAAGGAAAUGUCUGGUACCAGAGAUGUCACACUCACUCCAGAGAUGACUCUGGACGACGAGUAUAGAGGUAUCGAAGGCUCGCUUGAGGACCGAGUGGAAGUACCCCGUGCACUUGCAGAAUCUGACGACUUUCCCGUCACAAUGGAUCGACUGGUGGCAGCAGGAGAGUUUUCGGCGCUCGUGUCGUACGCAGUUGGAGCCUCUGAUCCACUGCCUAUGCUCAGACUCGCCUUCAAAGAAGUCGAUGGGAUUGCGAUAUCAGAUCUACUCGUUGUGGAUAGCUCCGAGUGUGCUCCCUGGACACUUUCCUUGGACACGCUUACAGCAGCAGAGCCCGAUUGCGAAGAUCCUGGAUCAUUGCCACCGGAAAGCAAGCUCGUGAUGGUUGUGUCAUCAGCAGACGCGAGUCCCAGUGUUGCUGGAGAGGAGAGAGAGCUCCCGAUGGUGAAUGUGUAG